Molecule: messenger RNA, 552 nt
Organism: Desarmillaria tabescens
Lineage: Eukaryota; Fungi; Basidiomycota; Agaricomycetes; Agaricales; Physalacriaceae
Exons: 3
Coding region: 1-552 (183 amino acids)
Source: RefSeq, a predicted model, not a curated record
AUGUCCAUGACUACAUGCAAAUCCGACCUGAUAGUAUACCUACUCACUUCGAUGAUAUCCCCAGCAUGGUUUGCCACCCUCCUUGUCAUCCUCCUCCCUAGCCAUAUUUCGUUGUAUUUCAAUCUCUCAUCUUGGAAGCCGAGUACUGCCAUUCAAGAGUUCGUCACCACCAUUGACAAGGCAAUGACUGUAUUUAAGGAGCAUAAGCAUGUGCUUAGAGGGACAGAAUUCAAGAGAAAGCUGCUACUGUUCAGGCUCGAGUUGCGCACCUUAUCCCAACAACUCCGUGUCGCAGGUCAUGCAUUUUCCUGGUGGAACUGCCGCUCAUGGCCAAAGCAUAUCUCUAUGAUGAAAAAGAUUUUUGAGGAGGCCCAGAAUGGUCAGCGAGAAGUCAAGGCUCUGAAAGGAGAGGUGGAGGAUAUCAUAUUUUCCGAUGAGAGAGAGACGUUAUGCUUGGAAGUCGAGAUCAUGCGGGAUCCGGUAGGCACCAGUACAGAAGCACCUGAAGUACUUCGUUCCUCCAGCUUGUCAUACCAAGUUUCAUUGGCAUGA